Cebus imitator (Panamanian white-faced capuchin) is the source of this 2992-nucleotide messenger RNA. It is a transcript of the gene TKFC, whose product is annotated as triokinase and FMN cyclase. The record is from RefSeq and is a predicted model, not a curated record. Gene Ontology annotation, biological process: glycerol catabolic process. The transcript has 17 exons. Gene Ontology annotation, molecular function: glycerone kinase activity; ATP binding. NCBI's taxonomy places the organism in Eukaryota, Metazoa, Chordata, Mammalia, Primates, Cebidae. Gene Ontology annotation, cellular component: cytosol. Bases 843 to 2579 code for a protein of 578 amino acids.
GGUUUACCUAAGACCGCCCUCCCAACUCCAAGUAGGCUGAAGCAGAGCUAGGUGCAGAGCUAUGUUGAUUCUUCCUACUGUGCACCCACACGUAGGCACAGAGGCCAACACGCCACUGAACCGGGCUGAACUGAGGAAAGCCAGAAUGUCAUUGUGGUUUACAGCUUGCAUUUCCCACAGCAGAGACUGUACCUGACUUUGUAGGCAGUAGUGAAAACACACUGUUUGUAGAAAAACAAAAACAUAGGUUUAGGUCCUGGGUCUUACCUGUAUGACCUUGAAUAUGUCCGUAGAGCUCUCCUAGUGUGUUUCCCAGAAGUAAAAUGGGAUCACAAACUGGCUAGCUUCCCCCAUCCCCCGCCCUUUUGGUGCCAAGCCCAAUGAGAGGAAGCGUGCGAAGAGUUUUGUUAACUUUCUCACUGCAUGUGAUGCCCGUGUAAAAGAUAGAGUUAUUCUGAGGGUCACUGUUCUUCGGUGAUGAAGUGGGUGGAGGUGCUGUUCCUGGGCAUAAAGGCAGCCCUGUGCCUGACAUGGAUUGAUCUGUCUUCCGGCAGCCAAGUGCAGGCGUGAACCUUGGUCGGCCCCACACUCUUCUCCAUCCAUAGCCCACGUACUAGAGUUUGGACUUGGACCGAAGUCUGGGGCAGCUCCCUAAUUACUAGGGCGCUGAAGUGUGAUUGUGCCAGUCAGCUGCAAGUGCCUUCGGCAGCUUAUACAUUACCCGCUCCUGCAGGUGCUGCUGCUGCCUCCGCUGUGCUCAGACACAGGUAACACAGGAUUGUCCAUCCUCCGGCAACUUGGUACAAAGGUGUGAACUCAGCUUGUUUCAGAGCCUCUCCACCAUGACCUCCAAAAAGCUGGUGAACUCGGUGGCAGGCUGCGCUGAUGAUGCCCUUGCUGGCCUGGUGGCCUGCAACCCCAACCUGCAGCUCCUGCAGGGCCACCGUGUGGCCCUCCGUUCUGACCUGGACAGCCUCAAGGGCCGGGUGGCACUGUUGUCGGGUGGGGGCUCUGGCCAUGAGCCUGCCCAUGCUGGUUUCAUAGGGAAGGGGAUGCUGACCGGGGUCAUCGCUGGAGCCGUGUUCACCUCCCCGGCAGUGGGCAGCAUCCUGGCAGCCAUCAGGGCAGUGGCCCAGGCUGGCACAGUGGGGACCCUCCUCAUCGUGAAGAACUACACUGGGGAUCGGCUGAACUUUGGCCUGGCCCGGGAGCAGGCCCAGGCUGAAGGCAUCCCAGUGGAGAUGGUGGUGAUCGGGGACGACAGCGCCUUCACCGUCCUGAAGAAGGCAGGCCGGAGGGGGCUGUGUGGCACAGUGCUUAUACACAAGGUGGCAGGUGCUCUGGCUGAGGCAGGUGUGGGGCUGGAGGAGAUCACGAAGCAGGUGAACAUGGUCGCCAAGGCCAUGGGUACCCUGGGGGUGAGCUUAUCCUCCUGCAGUGUCCCUGGUUCCAAACCCACCUUCGAGCUCUCAGCCGACGAGGUGGAGCUGGGCCUGGGGAUCCACGGGGAAGCUGGUGUGCGCCGGAUAAAGAUGGCAACCGCCGAUGAGAUUGUGAAACUCAUGCUCGACCACAUGACAGACACCACCAACGCGUCUCAUGUGCCUGUGCAGUCUGGCUCCUCGGUUGUGAUGAUGGUCAACAACCUGGGUGGCCUGUCAUUCCUGGAACUGGGCAUCUUAGCCGACGCUGCUGUCCGCUCCCUGGAGGGCCGUGGGGUGAAGAUUGCCCGUGCCCUAGUGGGCACCUUCAUGUCAGCACUGGAGAUGCCUGGUGUUUCUCUCACCCUCCUGCUGGUGGAUGAGCCUCUCCUGAAACUGAUAGAUGCUGAAACCACUGCAGCAGCCUGGCCUAACGUGGCCGCAGUCUCUGUUACUGGGCGGAAGCGGAGCCGGGUAGCCCCUGCGGAGCCCCAGGAGGCCCUUGAUUCCAUUGCUGCAGGAGGCUCAGCCUCGAAGCAGAUGGCGCUUGUGCUGGAACGGGUGUGCAGUACCCUCCUGGGCCUGGAGGAGCACCUGAAUGCCCUGGACCGGGCUGCCGGCGACGGUGACUGUGGCACCACCCACAGCCGUGCAGCCAGAGCGAUCCGGGAGUGGCUGAAGGAGGGCCCACCCCCUGCCAGCCCUGCCCAGCUGCUCUCCAAGUUGUCGGUCCUGCUUUUGGAGAAGAUGGGAGGCUCAUCUGGGGCGCUCUAUGGCCUGUUUCUGACAGCAGCUGCCCAGCCUCUCAAGGUCAAGACCAGCCUCCCAGCCUGGUCUGCUGCCAUGGACGCCGGCUUGGAAACCAUGCAGAAGUAUGGAAAGGCUGCCCCAGGGGACAGGACUAUGCUGGAUUCUCUGUGGGCAGCAGGGCAGGAGCUCCAAGCCUGGAAGAGCCCAGGAGCCGAUCUGUUCCAAGUCCUGGCCAAAGCAGUCAAGAGUGCCGAAGCUGCAGCUGAGGCCACCAAGAAUAUGGAAGCUGGAGCCGGAAGAGCCAGUUAUAUCAGCUCAGCACGGCUGGAGCAGCCAGACCCUGGGGCUGUGGCAGCUGCUGCCAUCCUCCGGGCCAUCCUGGAGGUCUUACAGAGCCAGGGUGUGUAACUGCCUCCCUCUGCCUCAGCUCCUCUCACUGCUGUGUUGAGGUGGCCUUUGUCACUUCCUUCUGCCUUCCUAUCGUCACCUUCCCCCAGCCUGGACCCCUUGGCCCGCCCUCUAAGUUGAGCAGGAAAUCCUUCACCAAGAUUCCAGAGCUAUAGACAACACCCAGAGCGAGCCAGAGUGGGUCCCCAUGCCUCUCCAGUAUGCCCUCUCGCUUUGCAGGAGGGUGGAGUCCCUGGGUCACACCGCCCUCCCCUGCCAGCUCUGGACUUCAGAGAUAAGGCAUUUUCCUUGUGCAGCCUUUACCUGGCAAUCCUAAUUUGGUUUUAAGACUCCUUGUGAAAUGCCUUCUGCACCUUAACCCCAGUGAGUGUGGAAAAGAAAGUUAAUAAACUGUAAUACAUGGAAGCAAGAAA